AUGCGGCUAAAACAGCCCAAUCUGUGUGAUCCAGACGUACGACAGCACUCUGGGUACGUUGACCUGGACGACGACAAACACGUGUUCUUCUGGUACUUUGGGUCACGGGUACGCCUGCAUCCAGAGUUCAAAAAGGAAAACGACAGCGUUCCAUUGGUGUUUUGGUUCUCGGGCGGGCCAGGCUGCUCAUCCCAGAUUGCCAACUGGCAAGAGAACGGACCGUGCCUGUACGUGCCAAGCGUGCGAUUCUCCAAGGACAUGUCGGAUAUCGCGCGCAAGGCACUGCCGCACCGGGUGGAGCGCAAUCCAUGGUCAUGGAAUUCUGUGGCCGAUAUUGUGUAUAUUGACCAGCCCGUAGGCACCGGAUUCUCACACGGAAAGAUGCCUAAUUCAACAGAGGCGGCGACAGACACGGCAUGGCGGACGAUGCAGGCGGUGUACGCGUUUCUGCAAGACGAGGCGUCCCGGAACGGCGAGCGGGCAAUAGACAACAUGCAUAUAUUUGGCGAAUCAUACGCGGGUCGGUACAUCCCUGUGUUCACUGAAUACCUUCUGCACAUGAACGACCAACUAGAGCAGUCAGAAGACCUGCGGCAGCGCGGAUUCCGACACCUUCCUCUGCGAGGAAUCGGCAUCGGCAAUGGUAUGUUUGAUUAUGCUCUGCAGACGCCAACGUACUACAAGAUAGGAUGUCGGUCGUCAUACCCGCCAAUGUUCAGUGCGCGGCAAUGCUCGAUCCUGAAGAACACGGUGAAUCCACAGUGCAUCCGCAUGCUGACAGAGUGUUAUGCGGCAAGCAAAGGGCAGAGCUCCGAGGGUAUGCGCCGCGAGGGGUGCGUGGGGAUUGAAAUGGAGCGCUGGCGACUCAGGGACGUGUCACAUACGAUGUGCGGCAGGGCGCGCGCAUGGUGCCCGACGACUACGUCAGUUUUUCUGCGUACCAGCGCGUUUGUCGAUGCCGUAGGGGCCUCCUCGUCAAUAACGUACCAGGAAUGCUCGGACUCUAUAUUCGAUCUGUUUGCAUCAACAACCGACGAGAUCUCGCGAUCGGCAAUCGUCCUCGCUGGAAUACAUCCUGGGCCGACAAUUGCCGGUGCUGCUGUAUAGUGGCGACGCUGACUUCAUAUGUAACUGGUACGGUACGGUCGCGGUUGCGAAAGCGCUUAACUGGCAAGGGAAAAGCAGGUUUGCGAACUCCAGGGUCAGCAAUUGGUCGUGGCCGGCUAAGAACGGGACUGGCGUUCCGGCUGGGCAGUUCUUGAAUGCCGAUAAUUUGACGUUUUUGAGGGUGUAUGAGGCCGGACACGAGGUGCCAUUCUAUCAGCCAGAGGCCUCGCUAUACAUGCUGAUGCAGUUUGUCACCCAGCAGCAUUUGUCAUAAGAUAGUUUUAUUUUCUCGUAUUGCAUUCAGUUUUACUUCUGUACAUGCGCCAGUGUCUGUGGAUAUGGUGUGCAGCUCGGAAAUUGGUGGCAGCAUAAACAAGCCUGUGUCACAGUCACAUGACAGUCGGUAAAGCUGGUUGGCUGGCGGCUGGCUGGCGGACAAGCAGCAGGGGAAUUUUUUUGCCAA
Linderina pennispora is the source of this 1570-nucleotide messenger RNA. Its product is annotated as alpha/beta-hydrolase. NCBI's taxonomy places the organism in Eukaryota, Fungi, Kickxellomycota, Kickxellomycetes, Kickxellales, Kickxellaceae. Gene Ontology annotation, biological process: proteolysis. The record is from RefSeq and is a predicted model, not a curated record. Gene Ontology annotation, molecular function: serine-type carboxypeptidase activity. The transcript is spliced from 2 exons. The coding region runs from base 1 to 1107 and encodes 368 amino acids.